GUCUCGCCCACUACCGCCCUCCCCCCGUCUGCCUUGGGACUGGGCCCCUCGACGAGGCCCUCGGCACAGAACCCCUGGAAUUGGUCGUCACUAGCAUGAGAUGACAUAAACAGGCCCUCUACCGCUCAACAUGGAGACCCGAAGUGCUCCUCAAGCCUAUCUCUCGGCUUAUGCGCCACGACUACGCGUCUACAACAACUCUCUCCUCACUCCCGUCAUCCACUCUUCUUCCGCACCCGCCGGCCCCGUAUCGCGAACGACGAAGCGCGGCACUACCGUGAUCAAUUACGCCGAAGACGGCUACGACUACGACGACGACGACGAUGAGGACUCUCGUAGGCGGCCUACCGGCUUGCGCAGUCUGAGGCGCGAGGAUAGCACCUCUCGCGUCGAUCCCAGCGACAAGUUCGGGAAGGAGACCAACGCUCCGGUCGAAGUCCAGGGCAUCUGGCGGGAUUGGAUGCUAAAGAAUAAGGCCCGAUCCGAUCUCAACAACCAGGCUCAGGCCGCCAUGCCCGUAACCCUCAUCCCCAUCCGCAUCGACGUCGACAUCCCCGCCUUCCUGCCGAUGCCACCUUACCCACUUCCUCGGGGCGUCAACCAGCCGCCUCCGCACAUGGACCCGGCCCUGUACAAGCCCGGCGAGAUGACAGUUCCCUACAAGCUCAGAGACAUCUUCCUGUGGAACUUGCACGAGACCUUGAUCACUACCGAUCAAUUCGCAAUGUCCCUUGUCCAAGACCUCGAUCUCCACAACCAGUUAGCCGUCGCCGCCGAGAUCAGUAAGCAGAUCCGAACCCAGCUCGAGGAGUAUGCUGGCGUCGCUCUGCAUCCGCUCUUCCACUCCGAGGACGGUGGGGCACCGGCGAACGGCGCUAGCCUGGCUCCGCCGUCUGCUUCACGCGACACUCCCGUCACCCCGGCUACGCCACUCCCCUUCUCCCUGCGCGCCACCGAGACUCCGCUGCGCAACGGCCCCGACGUCGGCCUCGACACCCCCACGAAACCACCCCAGAAAGGCUCCCAGGUGCCGGAGAUAACGGCGACGGCAACGCCGAUCCCGGCCGACUCGGACGAGCUGAAUCCGGACGACACGUACCGGUGCGUCGUCUCCCUCAACGUGAACCUGUCUUCCCAGCUGUACACGGACAAGUUCGAGUGGUCGCUGCUUCACCCCCCCGGCACGGCCGAGGCGUUCGCCAAGAUCACGUGCGCGGACCUGGGGCUCGCCGGGGAAUGGGUCCCGGCUCUGACGCACGCCAUCUACGAGGCGGUGCUGCGGCUGAAGAAGGAGGCGUGCGAGGCGGGCGGCCUGGUGGCGGGGUGGGGCGGGGUGCGGAGCGAGUUCCCGAACGACGCGGCCCACGGGGCGGACGCGGGGUGGCGGUACGACCCGGAGCACCUGGCGGAGGAGUGGGAGCCGAAGGUGGAGGUGCUGUCGAAGGAGGAGAUGGAGAAGCGGGAAGUGGACCGGGAGAGGCAGAUCCGACGCCUCCGCAGGGAGACGGCGCGGUUCAGCAGCAACACGGGCAUGGUGGCGGGGAUGCCGGGCUUCGGCGGCUUCGGCGGCUUCGGCGGCGGCGGCGAGGUGGAGGAGGAGCGGAUGGGCCGCGGCGAGCGGUCCAAGAAGAAGCGGCGCUUCCGCAGCCUGAGCCCGCUCGGCCGGUCGGGGACGCCCGGCGGCCGCAUCACCCCGGACGUCGGGUACGGCGGCGGCGGGACGCUGACGGACCAGGAGCGGCUGAGCUGGCGGUGCACGCACUGCCGCGUCUGGGGCACGGCCGUCUGGGCGGUGCGGGACGGGCCGUGGGGUCCUAGGUCCCUCUGCGCCAACUGCGGCCGGCUAUACGAGCAGACUAAGAAGCUGCCGCGCUGGACUAAGAAUCUGCACGCGGCGGAGCCGCGUCCCUUCUAGCCCGACAGAUUUAAUCCCGACGACUACGCAACGGGACGCUCGGCGGCGAUAGCCGGCAGAUGUGCGGGUCAGCUACCCUCGGGAACGCCGAUUCUGACGGUGCCCU
Molecule: messenger RNA, 2021 nt
Organism: Durotheca rogersii
Lineage: Eukaryota; Fungi; Ascomycota; Sordariomycetes; Xylariales; Xylariaceae
Product: SNF5-domain-containing protein
Exons: 2
Coding region: 131-1915 (594 amino acids)
Biological process (GO): chromatin remodeling; regulation of transcription by RNA polymerase II
Cellular component (GO): nuclear chromosome; nucleus; RSC-type complex
Molecular function (GO): transcription coregulator activity
Source: RefSeq, a predicted model, not a curated record